AUGUCAAAUAUCACCAGUUCAAACAGUACUGAUGAUUGGGAUAUUAGUCCGGAAAUUUCCUUACCACGUUCAAUACGAUUUUGGCUUAUACUACUCUUCGAUGUUCCUUCACUUCUCUGUAGUUUUUGUUUGCUUUUCCAUAUCCUAAAUGACCGUACUCAACGUCAUGCAUUGUACACUCACACUAUUCUUGUCUUAUUAAUCGCCAAUUUACCCAUUCAACUAUUGGACGCUGGUCUGUAUCUCUCUGUUCUUCAUAAUGGUGUUGUACAGCCCUCGGAGCCCAUCGUAUGCCUUUUUUGGAUGUUUGCAGAUAAUGGAUUUUACGCUUUAGGAAUUAAUCUGUUGACUUGGUUAGCUAUCGAACGACAUAUUUUGAUCUUUCAUGAUCGAUGGGUAGCUAAUCGACGAGGACGCUUCCUUUUCCAUUACUUUCCUUUAUUUUUUAUCAUAACAUAUAUUUUUCUCUUCUACAUUAUUGGUAUUUUCAUUCUACCCUGUGACAAUGUUUACAAUUAUUCCGCUUUAUAUUGUGGUGUUUAUCCAUGUCUUGAAUGGAAUGAUUUUCUUAAUACGUGGGAAACGGUUGUUCAUUAUUGUGUUCCAGUUAUCUUAGAAAGUAUUGUUAGUACUGGUCUUCUUGUGCGUGUUCAAUGGCAAAAACGGCGUCUCCGUCAGUCAAUUCAAUGGCGAAAACAACGGCGUAUGAUCAUUCAGCUAUUGUUGAUUUCAGGAAUUAACAUUCCUUUGAAUUUACCUUUGUAUAUCAUCUACAUUGCUCAGUAUUGUGGUUUGCACUGGGACAUCAGUCUUCAACCAAAACUUUGGUUCUAUUUCCUGAGUUAUUCAGUUAUUCUGUUCUUUCCUUUCGCAUCAUUAUGUCAAUUUCCUGCUCUACGCAAACAAAUGAGAAAAAAGUUCUGUUGCAUAAUAGACAGAUCACCAUGUCAUCCGCCCAUUAAUCCUCAACAAUAA
Molecule: messenger RNA, 975 nt
Organism: Adineta ricciae
Lineage: Eukaryota; Metazoa; Rotifera; Eurotatoria; Adinetida; Adinetidae
Source: the annotation of a GenBank genome assembly